AUUCCUUUACUACUACACGGUUGGCGCGAGUACGUUUAGGGGUGGUGUGUGCGCGAGACAGAAUGGGUGGAAGGUAGAAGGUGUGUUUAUAGGUUAGCUUGUAGGCUAACGACGACAAAUUAACGACUUAUUUAAAAAUAAGUACAUGGGGCUUAAAGUCUGACUUUCUGAUUAGCAAGAUAUUGCGUUUAACACGUCCUGUUUUACAUCGACGUGCUAAAAUAGUCUUUGACAAUAAAGUUGAAUCUAAUCUAAUCUAGAAUAGUCUUUGUACCUCGAGCACAACACAGUCUGUCAGAAGGGAGCACAUUACUGCCAUCAGAGUUUAAGAAAGAUAAGGGAAGACACAAAGAGCCAUUUCUGAGGCAAAAUUCCACUUUUCAAAAUCACUGAAAUUUAUGAGAAAAAGUUUGGUCGUGAACUGGUGGUGAGCGAUCUCUACAGAUUGCCGGAGGUCGUGGCUGUGCGUGAACAAGGCGGCGGACGUAUGGUGUGUCUUCUACCCAGCAGCCUAGCCAGACAUAGUCCAUUAGGUUCCUCGCAGUCCCAUGAUGGCUCUUCCACCAGUGGCAGUCCUGUGGUGUUUGAGGAGCUUGAGUAUCAUGAACCUGUCUGCAAGCGUCAUUACACACAACAAGAUUUCAGUGAGGCAGAUUAUGACCCUGACACGUACAAGAUUCCAUUUGUUGUGGUGUCUCUGAAAGCCUUUUCUGCUCACGUGCACAGUCUUCUGCAGUCACACGAGGGUACCAUCCCCUUGCUCAGCUUUCUAGAAUGUUAUGCAUCAGAGUUCAGCCCAUUAACAGUGGCUGAAGAAGGGAAGCUGGAGGGAAGCGUUCCCCUGGAACACCUCAUUACAUGUAUCCCAGGCAUCACCAUUGUAACUGCACAGAACGGCUUCAAGGUCAUCAAAUGGAUCCACAACAAACCCCCACCACCUAAUGCAGACCCAUGGCUACAGCGCUGUAAGAGCCCAGUAGGAAAUCCCCAGCUGAUCCAGUUCAGUCGAGAAAUCAUAGACCUGAUGAAAAACCAGCCGUGCUGCCUGAUGCCCAUCACUAAAUUCAUCCCUGCCUACCAUCAUCACUUUGCUAAACAGUGCAGAGUCUCUGAUUAUGGCUUCUCCAAACUGCUAGAGCUGCUGGAGGCUGUACCACACGUACUACAGAUUCUGGGCCUGGGCUCUAAGCGGUUGCUGACCCUCACACACAGGGCACAGGUGAAGCGUUUCACACAAGAUCUGCUCAAACUGCUCAAGUUUCAGGCAAGCAAGCAGAGCGGACCACAGAGGAGAUGGAACGCACCAGACAGUUUGGGAAGGAGGUGGUGGAUCUGUUGUGUCACCAACCGCACUUUCGCAUGCCUUUCAGCAAGUUCAUCCCCACUUAUCACCACCACUUUGGCCGCCAGUGCAAGCUCACCUAUUAUGGGUUCUCUAAGCUCAUGGAGCUGUUUGAAGCCAUUCCUAAUGUCCUUCAGGCGAGUGCCAUCUCUUAGCCAUCUCUUUGAUGGAUUGUUAUUCCAUGUCACUGCCCUGCCUUCGUUCAUGACUUUAAAGUGUUUCAUCCUGCACUCCCUUAGCAUGAUGAUGUUUGUAUAUUUCUUUUCUGUUGUCUUGUUUAGCGGGUUUCUUUGGGCCGAAGACUUAUCCUGCAUCUGUUUAUGCAGUCUGGGUUAUCCCAGGACAAAAAUAACUAGACUGAACACCUAACACGCUGCCGUUAGGCUCUGUAUUUGCAUAGAGAGAGCCACGUUUUGGGAGAAUCUCCCUGAAAAACCUCCCUGUUUUAGUUUAGCGGUCCUGUUGUUGGUUUAAUGCAGUCUAGUCCAGUUUACAGCUCAUGUUCCUGAUUUCCCGACUCGCCGUUGGGCUCAUUAAGCCCUAUGACCACAAUCUGCCAUUUUCAGAAGGGUGGUCUUUGUGGG
Tachysurus fulvidraco (yellow catfish) is the source of this 1926-nucleotide messenger RNA. RefSeq names its product meiosis regulator and mRNA stability factor 1-like. The transcript has 8 exons. The coding region runs from base 488 to 1711 and encodes 407 amino acids. Lineage: Eukaryota; Metazoa; Chordata; Actinopteri; Siluriformes; Bagridae. The record is from RefSeq and is a predicted model, not a curated record.